Messenger RNA from Cannabis sativa, 770 nucleotides. Its product is annotated as large ribosomal subunit protein bL31c. Gene Ontology annotation, cellular component: ribosome. The transcript is spliced from 2 exons. Gene Ontology annotation, molecular function: structural constituent of ribosome. The coding region runs from base 95 to 490 and encodes 131 amino acids. NCBI's taxonomy places the organism in Eukaryota, Viridiplantae, Streptophyta, Magnoliopsida, Rosales, Cannabaceae. The record is from RefSeq and is a predicted model, not a curated record. Gene Ontology annotation, biological process: translation.
GUGUAAUAGGCAGCCACACCACAACCUCACAAAACACAAGUCAUCAACCUCAUCUUCAUCACCUAUCACCAGCUCCCUCUCUUCAUCAUCAAAAAUGGCGCUUAAUCUGACCAACACCUUUCUCCAAGGAACCACCUGUCUUCCAUCACUCCCACCCAAGAAAGUUUCUGGGGUUUCAAAUUACCGGGCGGUGGUAACGUGCAGGAAGAAGGAAUUACACCCGCAGUUCUACGAGGACGCGAAGGUGUACUGCAAUGGUGAGCAGGUGAUGACGACGGGUGGUACCCAGAAGGAGUACGUGGUGGAUGUGUGGUCAGGGAACCAUCCCUUCUACCUCGGCAGCCGCUCAGCUUCGCUCCUCGACGACGACCAGGUCGAGAAAUUCAGAAAGAAGUUCGGUGAGCUCACGGAGAUUAUGGAAAUCCCUGUCCUCAAGGGUGAGAUCAUUCUUCCACCUAAACGUAAAUCUGCAAAAGGAAAGAAGAAGUAGUGGAUUUGAUUUUGAAGAAAGAGAAAGAUUUGGGGUGUUUUUCUUUUCUUUUCUUGUUUGGUUUAGUGAGAUUGAUUUUUCAUUACAUAAUUAUCUGAAUGGUAUGGAAUGUCGACUAUGUAUUUGUUAAUAUGCCUCAGUUCAACCAAGAUAGAACUUCAAAUUUGAUAUCUUUUUCAGAAAGUAACCAUUCUUUGUUCAAUUUAGCUUAGUAAGUUAUGGAAUGUCGACUGUGUAUUUGUUAAUAUGCCUCAGAUUCUAAUGAUAGUUGCUUGUGACA